Mytilus trossulus (common blue mussel) is the source of this 1898-nucleotide messenger RNA. RefSeq lists its product as uncharacterized. The record is from RefSeq and is a predicted model, not a curated record. The transcript is spliced from 2 exons. NCBI's taxonomy places the organism in Eukaryota, Metazoa, Mollusca, Bivalvia, Mytilida, Mytilidae. The coding region runs from base 296 to 1660 and encodes 454 amino acids.
UUGAUGGUUUUUACAUUUGCAAUCUUGUCAUAUCUCUAUACCUUUAUAUGUAAGCAAAGCAAACAUUUUAAAUAACUGUACUAAAUUAAGGACAAAUAUAAAAGUUUAAAUUUUAGGACGACACAUUUUUGUAUGUUCAAUGUUUACAACAUUCGAUGAUCGUCAUUGGAUAUAACACUCCUACGGAUUAUAUAUGUAAUCAGGGGAAAAACUUAUCACCUACAAGUACAACUUCCUAAUUUUUAGAGGCGAUUGAGUUUCGUCAGUACAUACAGAAACUAAAUUAUCAGUGAAUAUGGCAAACAGACAAAAGUUUCAAGAUGGAGCAAUUGUUAUGACAUCUUUAGAGCUGGAUGGGUUUGUUUUGUUUAUUUCAAGGCUCACUACAAAUAAUGAUCUAAAGAAGUUUUCAGAAGCUUUAUCUUCUAAUCCUCUACAUAUUUAUGUAAAAUUACAAAAGAUAAAAAAUGCAAUGGAUGCUGAAACAAUGCUUGUUGAUACUAUGUUGUCUAAACUAACCCUUUCGGAGAUUGUUGCUACACUGUACAAUAGCAAAUAUAGCUAUUUGGCAGAGAUAUUGUUCUGUUGUUAUCAACAAUGUCAACAGAAAGCAUCUAUAAUCCGUAUGAACAAGACUCAAACAGAAAACAGAAGAAAAAUAAGUUUAUAUUUUAGAGAUAUCAAGAAACUUGUACAUGAUAUAGCAUUUAAAAAUCCACAUGCAGAUGUUAAAAGACUCAGUAAUAUAAUGAAACAGAAUAUAGAAACAGAAACAAAUUCUGUUCGAAAGAUGUAUCUCUGUGACAAAUAUACUGCUCUAAAAGCAGCUGAAAUGGACGCUUUAAUCAAUAUCACUGGACGUGUAUCCCCUGAUCAUGAAGGCUAUGUUGAAAUGGAAUCUUUUAUAAAUAGUACAUCUGCUCCAUCUAUUUCCCAAGUUAUACUUUAUGGUCGUAAAGCAGACGUUCUCUCAACAGAUGGUCGUUUUACAGAAGGCGAGGAUUUACUUAGAGCAGCUUACGUAGCUGCCGACAAUAGCCUUCCAUGUGUCGAAAUAACGGACAUGAUAUAUAAAAAUGUUGUUUUUAAACUGUCUCAGUUUGAACAAUCGCAAACUGAGGAACUUCAAAAAUCUUUAUUUCUAGAAGCCAGUCGGGGAAUUUGGUCUUUAAAUGAUGAAUCAGAAGACAUGAGAAUAUUUUGGAAACGUUUGUUUAUUCUGAGAAUGUCAUUUUGUUUGUUAGGGAUAGGCAAACUUUGUGAUAUGAUUGAUAGCUAUGUGCCAUCUACAAAAUCCAUUACAGAGGCAGAACGGCUUUUAAAAUGUGAUGAUUUAAAAGAUAUGGAGCAUAGACGAAUGAUGUUUUAUCAUAUAGCCAAAUCUCGACUUCAUCAAUGGAAAAGCGAUGUAAAUGAGUCUAAAACAUGUCUCGAAAUGGCACGAGUACUUGCAAAAGAAGGAAAUUACGCCGAAGACAAAGCCCUAGAAAAAUAUCAAGAGACAAUAGGAUGUUUACAAGAAAGAUCGUAUACACCUGAAUGCAGUUCUUUUGAUUCUGUUUCUGAAACACCACAAAUUGUUGACGAUGUGCCAUCAGUAACAAUAAGUUUUAAUUCUUUAGAAUUUAUUAGUGAUAAACGGACAUUAUAUAGUCAAUGAAUUUUGUAAAUCUUUAAGAGUUUUAAAUUGUUGACAUUUUAUAAAAUAAGUAAACAUGACAUUAAACAUGCGACGGCAUACAUAUUACAGAAAUGUGAUAAGGAAAUGAUCUAAAAAUAUCAAAUGAUGAAAAUUAGACAACUUACUCAUUUUUUAUACGUAAAAGAAUACAGUCAACCAACACGGAUUAAUAUAAAGUACAAUCACAGAAAUUCUGAAGUCCGAGGAAAAUUCAAAA